ACCCGGAAGGCUUUGCUUUCAAUCCCACCGCCAUAUUGCGGCGUUUGUGGGAGUGCGGGCUGUGCAGCCUCCGAGGAGGAGUGACUGAAGUGCAAGAGAAAAGGCGCCUUUCGCUGCGGAGUCCAGUGUGUUGUUGAACGGCUGCAAGAAGCUGAAAAUGUCCCGGCGGAGGCACAGCGACGAGAAUGACGGAGGUCAACCUCACAAAAAACGAAGGGCAUCAGAAUCCAUUGAAAUUGAAGAUCGAUUGGAGUCCCUUAUCUGCAGAGUUGGAGAAAAGAGUACCUCAUCACUGGAAAGUAAUUUAGAAGGCUUGGCUGGUGUUCUGGAGGCUGAUCUACCAAACUACAAAAACAAAAUUCUUCGGAUCUUGUGUGCUGUGGCCCGCUUGCUUCCAGAGAAACUCACUGUCUAUACAACACUGGUUGGCCUCCUGAAUGCCAGGAAUUAUAAUUUCGGAGGAGAAUUUGUUGAAGCAAUGGUCCGGCAGUUAAAGGAGACCAUAAAAUCAAAUUUGUUUUAUGAAGCUGUCUAUGUGGUUCGAUUUCUAUCUGACUUGGUGAACUGUCAUGUGAUUGCUGCUCCUUCGAUGGUUGCAAUGUUUGAAAAUUUUGUGAGCGUCAUCCAGGAGGAGGACGCACCUCAGGUGCGUCGGGACUGGUAUGUGUAUGCGGUGCUUUCGUCAUUGCCGUGGGUGGGAAAAGAACUGUAUGAGAAGAAGGAUGUGGAAAUUGAUCGAAUUCUGAACCAAAUUGAAAGCUACCUAAAGAGGCGGCAAAAGACGCAUGUGACAAUGCUGCAGGUCUGGACGGCUGAGAAGCCACAUCCACAGGAGGAGUACCUUGACUGUCUGUGGGCACAGAUACAGAAGCUAAAAAAAGAUCGUUGGCAAGAGCGGCACAUCCUCAGGCCCUACAUCGCUUUCGACAGCGUUUUAUGUGAAGCCCUGCAGCAUAACUUGCCUCCGUUCACCCCGCCACCCCACUCUGAGACGGCGGUCUAUCCCAUGCCUCGCGUCAUCUUCAGGAUGUUUGACUACACAGAUGCUCCUGAGGGUCCUGUAAUGCCUGGAAGCCACUCUGUUGAAAGAUUUGUCAUUGAGGAGAACCUGCAUUGCAUUAUUAAGUCUCAUUGGAAGGAAAGAAAGACUUGUGCUGCCCAACUGCUGAGCUACCCAGGGAAGAACAAGAUUCCUCUGAACUACCAUAUCGUGGAGGUUAUCUUCGCAGAGCUCUUAAUGCUGCCUUUCCCACCCCAUAUUGAUGUUAUGUAUACCACCCUACUGAUUGAGCUCUGUAAGCUCCAGCCUGGUUCCUUGCCACAAGUUCUUGCCCAAGCAACAGAAAUGAUGUAUUUGCGCCUGGAUAGCAUGAACACGACGUGUAUUGACAGGUUCAUGAGUUGGUUUUCACAUCACUUAAGUAAUUUCCAGUUUCGAUGGAGUUGGGAUGACUGGUCUGAUUGUUUGACUCAAGAUCUUGAGAAGCCUAAACCAAAGUUUGUCAAGGAAGUACUGGAGAAGUGCAUGAGGCUAUCUUAUCACCAGCGAAUAGUGGACAUUGUUCCGGCCAGCUUUGCCCCACUGUUGCCCAUCAAUCCUCUGUUUGUAUAUAAAUACAUGGAUGAAAGCAGCAGCAGUACUUUGCCAGGAUAUCCUGUGACGAUUGCCAUCCACAAUGCCAUCAAAAACCGGGCCAACAAUGAAGAGAUCUUGAACGUCCUGAAAGAUGUGCCAAACCCUAACCAGGGCGAUGAUGAUGAUGAAGUAGACAGCUUCAACCCAUUGAAGAUUGAAGUCUUCCUGCAGACUCUUCUGCACUUGGCAGCCAAAUCCUUCAGCCAUUCGUUCAGUGCUCUCGCUAAAUUUCAUGAGAUCCUGAAAGCACUAACUGACACUGAUGAAGGGAAGCUGCACAUUCUACGUGUUUUGUAUGACGUGUGGAAAAACCACCCUCAGAUGAUAUCUGUUAUUGUUGACAAGAUGAUUAGAACUCAGAUUGUUGAUUGUGCAGCAGUAGCCAACUGGAUCUUCGCUCCUGAGAUGGCACAUGAUUUCACAAGAUUCUAUGUGUGGGAAAUUCUACACUCGACAAUCCGCAAAAUGAACAAACAUGUACAGAAGAUCCAGAAAGAACUGGACGAAGCAAAGGAAAAGCUGGAAAAACAGCACAGAAGGAGAGACAGUGGCGACGAGGAUGAUGACAAGAAUAGUGAUGAAGAUGGAUUAUUGGAAGAGCAAAUUGAGCGCCUUCAGGAGAAAGUGGAGACGGCACAAAGUGAACAGAAGAACCUCUUUCUGGUCAUCUUCCAGCGCUUCAUUAUGAUUCUUACGGAGCACCUGGUGCGUUGUGAAACUGCUGGAGUCGACUUCAACACGCCGUGGUACAAGAAUUGCAUUGAAAGACUGCAGCAGAUCUUCCUGAUGCAUUAUCAGAUCAUCCAGCAGUACAUGCUGACCCUGGAGAACUUGCUUUUCACAGCCGAGCUGGACCACCAUAUCCUUGCCGUGUACCAGCAGUUCUGUGCGCUUCAGUCGUAAGCACCUGCCUGGAGAGGCGGCCCUGUUGCUGCCUUUUGUUCUUUUCCUUGUGAGGACAGAGACUCGGCAAUUCUUGCAUCAAGAUACCUUUUGCCAUUAGCCUUUUGUAAGCCUUUCUGGACUGAGGGUCUGUGCCCACCACUGAAGUGAUGAUGACCCUUUUUAACUGUUUAAAAAAAAA
This is a messenger RNA of Polypterus senegalus (gray bichir), 2720 nucleotides long. RefSeq names its product nuclear cap-binding protein subunit 1 (gene ncbp1). The record is from RefSeq and is a predicted model, not a curated record. The transcript has 23 exons. Gene Ontology annotation, cellular component: nuclear cap binding complex; nucleus. The coding region runs from base 158 to 2539 and encodes 793 amino acids. Gene Ontology annotation, molecular function: RNA cap binding; protein binding; mRNA binding. NCBI's taxonomy places the organism in Eukaryota, Metazoa, Chordata, Cladistia, Polypteriformes, Polypteridae. Gene Ontology annotation, biological process: mRNA export from nucleus; nuclear-transcribed mRNA catabolic process, nonsense-mediated decay; regulation of mRNA processing.